UUUCCUUUUUCUAAUAGUGUGUUCAUAAAACGGCAACGUUUUGAGGCUGAAGAGAACCCCUUCUGAGUGUCUAUCGUGACAGUUUCCACUCCGGUGUCAUAUAGAUUUGACACAGAGAGGAAUUACCUUUCUUUAUUAUCUUUUUAAAGAGAAGAAGGAAAACCAGAGAGUCAGAACGGAGAACCAAUGAAGAUAGUAACUUACAACGUUAAUGGACUUAGACAACGAAUCUCACAGUUUGGUUCUCUUUCCAAACUCCUCGAAUCAUUCGAUGCCGACAUUAUUUGCUUUCAGACGAAGUUGAGAAGACAGGAAUUAACAGCUGAUUUGGCCAUGGCUGAUGGGUACGAAUCGUUCUUUUCAUGCACUCGCACUUGUGAAGGACGUACGGGCUAUUCAGGUGUGGCUACGUUUUGCCGCGUGAAGUCGGCGUUUUCAAGCCACGAAGUGGCACUGCCGAUUGCGGCGGAGGAGGGGUUCACUGGUCUUCUCGAGAACUCGAGGGCUGGAAAAGAUGAAGUGCCGGGUAUAGCGAAAGGACUGGAGGAGUUUUCCAAAGACGAGCUUCUCAAGGUUGACAACGAGGGACGGUGUGUUAUCACCGAUCAUGGUCAUUUUGUUGUUUUCAAUGUAUACGGACCGCGAGCUCAAUCUGAUGAUGCUGACAGGAUCCGGUUUAAGCUUAAGUUCUUCGAGAUUUUGCAGAAAAGAUGGGAGUAUCUUCUGGAUAGAGGAAAGAGAAUAUUUGUUGUUGGUGACCUCAACAUUGCUCCUGCUGCCAUAGAUCGGUGUGAUGCUGAACGAGAUUUUGAGAAGAACGAGUUCAGGCAGUGGUUUAGAUCUAUUCUACUGGACCAUGGAGGCUCUUUCUUUGAUGUUUUUAGAGCAAAACAUCCUGACAGAAGAGAAGCAUACACGUGCUGGCCGUCGAAUACUGGAGCUGAACAAUUUAAUUACGGGACAAGAAUUGAUCAUAUUCUCUUUGCAGGAUUAUGUUUACAUCAAGAGAAUGAUCAGAAGGACCAUAAUUUCAUUACUUGCCAUGUUAAUGAAUGUGACAUAUUGACAGAGUAUAAACGGCUGAAACCUGGAAAUGCACAUAGGUGGAAAGGAGGAUGGAAUUCUAAAUUGGAAGGAUCAGACCAUGUUCCUGUAUAUGCUAGUUUGUCGGGAAUCCCUGAUGUUCCAGAACAUAGCACUCCAACUUUAGCUUCCAGAUACCUCCCCAUGAUUCAUGGUCUCCAACAAACACUUGUAUCGGUUUUGAUGAAAAGACAAGUUGCAAAGCAAGUCAAGUCUUUCGAGGUAUCAAGUUUGUCUACAGAUGAAAAUAUAACGGUAAGGAGUUGUAGCGAGAGUGUGAAAAGAUCAUUAGAUGAUGCGUGCUCUGUGUCUAGCAUAGCUCAAGAUGAAUGCUGUCACUUGGAACGAGACUGUGAAGGUGCCACUUCAGAAAUAGAUGGAAAAUCUGGAGGUUACACUACUGAGACUGCUUGUAAAAUCUCACUAACAGCGAGAAGUGAGAAUGUCAAUCCUAUAUCGAGAGAUAUAACCAAGAAAAAAUCAAGAAAAAGUCAAGGGUCCCAGCUCUCUCUGAGAUCUUUCUUCCAGAAAUGUCCAAAUUCUAGCAAUAGUGUUGAUAAGUCUGCUGAUGUUUCUACUGAUCAAGCAGACAACUCUAUGGCCGAUCAUCAAUUCAUCAAAACACCUGUCGCGGAUGAUGACAACAGCAACUCAAGUCCAUCUGAGUUUAAGUCAACUCUCUCUACACGGUACCAAGACGAACCAGAUGGCGGUUCUUUGAAGGAGAAAAACAAUGUUGCUUUACAAGAGUGGCAAAGAAUACAACAAGUUAUGCAAAAUAGUAUUCCCCUCUGCAAGGGCCAUAAGGAACCUUGCGUUGCUCGGGUAGUGAAGAAACCGGGCCCUACAUUUGGUCGCAGAUUUUAUGUCUGUGCUCGAGCUGAGGGACCUGCAUCUAAUCCCGAAGCUAACUGCGGAUAUUUCAAAUGGGCUUCUUCAACAAUCCGAGAGAAAUGUUGAUCGAUUUUAUUUUGAAAUGUUGUGUUUAUUUUUUUCAACCAUUGCCUCCAAUACUUUGUGUGCGAAGGUGCUAUUUUGGUGUCUUGGAAAUAUCAUGUUUUAAGUAAUUGUCUAAUGUUUCGUAGUGAUUCGUAGUGAUUGUCUAA
Molecule: messenger RNA, 2189 nt
Organism: Carica papaya (papaya)
Lineage: Eukaryota; Viridiplantae; Streptophyta; Magnoliopsida; Brassicales; Caricaceae
Source: RefSeq, a predicted model, not a curated record